AUGGACCUCGCGCCUUGGACAGCCGCGGAGGAGGGGACGGCGCGGGCUCGGCCUGGGGACCCCUCUGCAGACGACUGGCAGACCAUGCAAUGGGUGGCCACCAACAUCGGCGACGCCAACGCGACGCUGCAGGACGGCGCGCCGUACCUGCACAACUGGGCGCUCGCGGCGGGCGACCUUGCUGAGCAGGAGCGCAAAGCUGCCCGUGCCGGGGCGACAAAGGAGUGGCGGCAGUGGGCCUACGCACACAGCACAGGCGGCCCUCGACGCCCGCCACGCUGUGGCGACCCCCAGCUGGCGGCGGACAAGGUCAUGGAAAGCUGGGGGGUGGAUGUGUGGCGCAUGCCGGCAGGGCAGCAUGCCCCGUGGCAGGAGCGCCCGCCGCCAGAAGAGCCGAAGCUGGCACCGCUGGUCCCCGCGGAGGUCCACCAGCACUGCAUGGGCCUCAAGGAGCAGGCGGGAGGCGCCGAGGGCAUCGAGCGCAUCUUCAGCGUGUUCGACGCGGUGGAGGACGGGGAGCCCUGGCCAUCAAGCCAGUCGGACAUCCUCUUCUACCACACGCCGAAGGCGGAGGGUGGGGGUAUGCGAUGCCUUGGCAUACUGCCCGAGGUGGUCAGGCGAUGGGAGAAGUGCAGGCGCCCCAUCAUCGCGAAGUGGGAGGCCUGCCACAGGAGAGACUACGACUGGUCGAGAGCUGGGCGUAGCAGCGAACGCAGCGCCCGGAUGCAGCAGCUGUUCCGCGAGGCCGCCGUGGUCGACAAUGAGAGCCGUGUGAUCACCCUGCUCGACCUCGUCACGUGCUUCGAGUACGUUGGCCACUGGAAGGUUUGGGAGCCGGGGCUACACUGGGGAUUCCCCAAGCGCCUGCUGCGCGUCGUCCUCCGCAUAUAUGCGAUGACCAGGCGUGUGGUACUGGAAGGAGCUGGAUACCAUCCAAUGGACAACCGCCUCGCUGAGAUGUGCCUGUUCUUCGGCGACCUGUCGAUAGCGCACAUGAGUGAGCGGACCUGGGUGGCAGCGGGACAUGCGAGGAUGGUUCGCCUCGUUAUCGACCGCCUGGAGAACGAACUCGAGAUGCCAGCAUCCCUGGGCGAGAAGGGCAAGACAGCGCUGCUGGCCUCAUCCACGGCGCUGUCCAAGGAUCUGGAACCCAUGACCCGGAAGAUCGGGAUCAAGACUGUGAGCCAAGCCAAGCAUCUCGAUGUCACAGUCUAUGCAG
Prorocentrum cordatum is the source of this 1219-nucleotide messenger RNA. The record is from the annotation of a GenBank genome assembly. NCBI's taxonomy places the organism in Eukaryota, Dinophyceae, Prorocentrales, Prorocentraceae.